AUGUACAUAAAGCUUGAAACAACAAGGGUUGAUUACUUUAGAAAUAAACAAUCAGAAAUCAAAGCAGAGUUAUUCCAAGGCAUUGUCGACAGUGUGGCUGUCGGCGAAGCAAAUGCAAGCCAAGUGGGCAAAAGAAUAGUUCUUCCAUCAUCAUUCAUAGGUGGUCCUAGAGACAUGCGUCGCAAAUACCUUGAUGCAAUGUCAUUAGUACAACGAUUUGAAAAGCCAGAUCUUUUUAUAACAAUGACAUGUAAUCCAGAAUGUGAAGAGAUCAUUGAGCAACUACAUCCAGGCCAAAGCCAUAAUGACAGGCCAGACCUAACCUCAAGGAUAUUUCGAGCAAAGCUCCAAGACUUGAAAGAUCAACUAUUUAAGAAGGGGAUCUUUGGGAAAGUUUUAGCACAUGUUCAUGUGAUUGAGUUUCAAAAAAGAAGGCUACCACAUGCACAUAUAUUAAUAAUUCUUAUUGGAGAUCACAAGAUCACAUCAUCAGAUCAGUAUGAUAAAUAUGUAUCUACAGAAAUUCCAGACCGAAACACCGAUCCUCUAUGA
Molecule: messenger RNA, 552 nt
Organism: Asparagus officinalis (garden asparagus)
Lineage: Eukaryota; Viridiplantae; Streptophyta; Magnoliopsida; Asparagales; Asparagaceae
Exons: 1
Coding region: 1-552 (183 amino acids)
Source: RefSeq, a predicted model, not a curated record